GAAAAAAGUAAAAUUCAAAAGAGAAAAAAUAGUAUAAAAAACAAAAAAUUGUGCAACAAUCGCGCGUGUGUGAAUUGUUAGUGUUUUGUUUUUGUUUCAACGAAUCUUCAUGACCAUCAUGAACACCGCCUGGCGCUGUCGCCUCAUGAUCUUCGGCAUCGUCUCCCUGCUGCUGGUGGGCGACCUCUUUGGCUACGGCGGCGGGAUCAAGUCCAACCACCCUGAUCACCACGCCGUCCGCUCCGGGGGCGGUGCGGUGGCGGCUGGAACUCCAACGGGUCCGGCGGCUGCAGCGGCCAGCAAGUUCCAGACGAAGAAUGCUGAAAUCGAGAUAGCCGAAGAGCACGACUUCAAUGAGUUCUCAGCCGCUGCCGAGGCUCUGAAGCCUGGAAUGUCCGUGGUGACAGGGGCGAACCUGAAGAGCAAGUCCCAGUUGUCGGAUACCAUCAAGGAGUCAUGUCUGCCAAAGAUGCUGUGCGAGCUGGCCUCCAAGCCGGAGUACCAGCUCAGCGAGAAGGAACGUGAGCUGCUCAGACUGAUCAGAUCUCCGACGAUGCCCUGGAUGAUGAAUAUGCCGCCGAGCAAGUGGUACUUCGCCGCCCACAUGGGGGAGCUAAUGCGUCACACCGGUGACCAUCUCAGCGGACCGAUGGGAUGCGCCAAUCUUUGGCCCAACUGCCCGAUCAGCUCCAAGAAGCUGAUGAAGCUCAGCUACAAAGUGAGGGUCUAGUGUGUACCCUCACUUGAUCAAUUAGGUUUAAGCAUUAGGAUUAGACACCUCUCGACUUUUGUACAAUAUGUCUUCGCCUUUGGAUCCACCCUGACCUUCCUACCUUGUACAUGACCUUAUGUUUAGACUUAGACCUUAGUCCCGACACGACUGAAGUGACUGUGGAACUGUAAGCACUUGUAUCUACUAGCUGCGAGUCCUAGGUAGAUUUUAAUUACAUACGUGUGACUAGUCACGACCCGAUUUAGCCUUAGGUCUAGUCGUAAGUUCGAUGCUCCUGUAAUUGUUAAUAAAUUACACUAUUUUGUGUUUGUUCACUCGCCCUAAU
Messenger RNA from Drosophila serrata, 1058 nucleotides. RefSeq names its product olfaction protein geko (gene geko). The record is from RefSeq and is a predicted model, not a curated record. Lineage: Eukaryota; Metazoa; Arthropoda; Insecta; Diptera; Drosophilidae.